Schistosoma intercalatum is the source of this 747-nucleotide messenger RNA. The record is from the annotation of a GenBank genome assembly. Lineage: Eukaryota; Metazoa; Platyhelminthes; Trematoda; Strigeidida; Schistosomatidae.
AUGUCUAUGUGGGAAAUACUAUUUUUCGUGCUGGUUAUGCGUUUAAUUUAUGAAACAUAUAAUUUAAAACACAUAAUUCGUUGGUUGACAGUUUGGUUUGUGGUCUCAUCAUCAUCAUCAUCAUCAUCAUCAUCAUCAUCAUCAUCAUCAUCAUCAUCAUCAUCAUCAUCAUCAUCAUCAUCAUCAUCAUCAUCAUCAUCAUCAUCAUCAUCAUCAUCAUCAUCAUCAUCAUCAUCAUCAUCAUCAUCAUCAUCAUCAUCAUCAUCAUCAUCAUCAUCAUCAUCAUCAUCAUCAUCAUCAUCAUCAUCAUCAUCAUCAUCAUCAUCAUCAUCAUCAUCAUCAUCAUCAUCAUCAUCAUCAUCAUCAUCAUCAUCAUCAUCAUCAUCAUCAUCAUCAUCAUCAUCAUCAUCAUCAUCAUCAUCAUCAUCAUCAUCAUCAUCAUCAUCAUCAUCAUCAUCAUCAUCAUCAUCAUCAUCAUCAUCAUCAUCAUCAUCAUCAUCAUCAUCAUCAUCAUCAUCAUCAUCAUCAUCAUCAUCAUCAUCAUCAUCAUCAUCAUCAUCAUCAUCAUCAUCAUCAUCAUCAUCAUCAUCAUCAUCAUCAUCAUCAUCAUCAUCAUCAUCAUCAUCAUCAUCAUCAUCAUCAUCAUCAUCAUCAUCAUCAUCAUCAUCAUCAUCAUCAUCAUCAUCAUCAUCAUCAUCAUCAUUGCUAGAAUUACCCGAACAUAAGUUUGUUUUAGUCAGGUCAUAA